This is a messenger RNA of Drosophila virilis, 1369 nucleotides long. RefSeq lists its product as uncharacterized. The record is from RefSeq and is a predicted model, not a curated record. Lineage: Eukaryota; Metazoa; Arthropoda; Insecta; Diptera; Drosophilidae.
CAUUAAUUUCAUGUGAUAUGCGUAAAUAUAAAUUAGGUCUUUCAAGAGUUCAAAUCUCAUACACUUUCAUUUUCAUAAACGAGUUUGAACGGGUUUUUGUUGGGAUUUCGCGCAGUUGAAACUAUUUGCCAGUCGCAAUCGAGCCGCGAGAGCAGCUGGUACUUAGGAGAAGGUGUCGCAAACACCAUGUGGCCAUUAAGUGGAACUUUACUGUGGCUGCUUUUACAAUUGGCCAUACGCAGCGAAGCUGUGGCCCCGCCCAGCCUCGAGGCACUGCAGCAAAUACCUCAAUUAAGCUACGACCAGGUGGCGCUCAUAGCUGACAAUGCGACAGCACGUUGCCAGCUGAUGCCGCAGCUCUGCGACUGGCAGCUGCAUCUGUACGAGGGCCAUCCAUUCCAGGUGGAGCUGCCCAGCAGCCAAGAUGCUGCAGGCGAGCAGAUGGAGGUGGUGACUCGACCAGCCGCUGGCACAUCCACUGCUUCGCCCAACCUGUCGCUGCUCAGCUUUGCGGUGCCCGGCGUCAACAACAACCACGAACUACUCAUCUAUGCGCAGGUGGAGACGGUGUUCAAGCCAAAGCCAAAGCCAAGGCCCAGGCCAAAAGCAAAAUCAAACUCAAAGUCAAAGUCAAGGAAAAGAAAGCGUCUGCUGGCCAACAACAAAAUGCUUAUGUAAACAAAAAGCCAAGCUCAAAAGUACCGCUACGGCUGUCUAAAUUCAAUAAAUCAAAACAAGCUAAUAAAAAAUAAAUAAAAUACAAAAAAAAAAAGCCACUUAAGAGCUAACGAUUCAUGUUAGUGGCCAGCUAUUCAGUAGCCGAGGCUGUGCUGCCCGCCCGGAGGCGAUCACACGAUAAAUAAAAACUAUUAGCUCAUUAAUGUCCAAUUCACGCCAAGCGCCAACUGGAAGCCGUUCGACCGCUUUCAACUUUAACCCGUGGCCGGGCGCGUGUCACAGCUGCUGACCUGGGCCAAAAAAAAAAAAAAACAAAAAAACUAAAAAUCAAAACAAGAUUGAAAAUAUGUUUGCGGUAAGCCGAAGAUUGAACACACUUUGUUGAAAAACUAAAAAAAUAACACAGUCUCAUUUCCUGACCGAUAGUCAGUCCGAUGUAGAUGCGAUUCGUAAUAUAUAUAAUACAUUAAAUAUGCCCAGCUUGGAUAAGAUAUAUAGAGGUAGAUAAAAACAAAAAUGUUGUUCAUGCAAGAAGUUUGCACCGAUAAUUCCAAUGAUAUAGUCCGCCGAUUCAGUCGGGUCGGCUCGAUAUAUGAUAAUUUCCUAUAUGUACUCGGCUGUUGAAGCCGAUAUAUGAUACUUAAUAGCUUCGCAGAUGUCUGACAAUAUAAACAUACUCCACAAAAGGGUA